AUGACCGGCCCGCCUGUUAAGCGCGUAGCCGUCAUCGGCGCUGGUCCCUCGGGGGCAAUCGCAAUUGACGCCCUGGCGCAGGAGAAGGCAUUCGACCUCAUUCGGGUGUUUGAACGGCGCGAAGCCGCUGGAGGAUGCUGGAUCGGCGACUCAGACCCCCCUCCGGCCAUCUCAGACUUCAAAGACCUCGCCGACAGAACUGCCGACUCACCGCUGGCGAUUCCUGAGAAGCUCCCGGCCUUCACGCCCAAAUCCGAACAGCCGCGCUUCACCGAAUCGUCGGUGUAUCCGUACCUCGAGACCAAUGUCGGAGAUCUGCCCAUGCAAUUCAGCCAAGAGGCGAUUGCGGCCGAACGGAGCGAUCGGUCAAUAGCCGCGCAUGGACCGGACACGCCAUUCCGACACUGGCGUGUCAUGAGGCGGUACAUCGAAGGAUUGGUGAGCAGGAGAGGCUACAGCGACUUUGUCUCCUACAGCACAACCGUGGAGAACGUGGAGAAGGUCGGUGCCGAGUGGAAGGUGACGCUGCGCAAGGACGGCGAGGAGAGCGACUACUGGUGGGUGGAAUGGUUCGAUGCCGUCGUCGUCGCGAGCGGACACUAUUCAGUGCCAUAUAUCCCAACCAUCGAGGGCAUCGGUGAGUUCGAGAAGCUGCGGCCAGGGAGUGUGAUUCACAGCAAGCACUUCCGGGGGAGAGAUCUCUACAAGGGCAAGCGGGUGGUCGUGGUCGGCGCGUCGGUUUCUGCAGCAGACAUCGCAUUUGAUCUGGCCAGAGUCGCGCAGGGUCCUGGAUUCGUCCAUGCCAUUACCAUCGGCCAUGCUGCCAACGCGUAUUUCGGGGACGGUGCAUUCCAUCACCCGAACAUCCAGAAUCAUCCUUCGAUCAAGAGCGUGUCCAGCAUCGGCCGCACCGUCCACCUGGAGAACGGGGAGACCAUCCCCAACGUCGACCACAUCAUAUUCGGCACGGGCUACAGCUGGACACUGCCCUUCCUCCCUUCAGUCCCCGUCCGCAACAACCGCGUCCCUGAUCUCUAUCAGCACAUUGUCUGGCAGCACGACCCCACGCUGCUGUUCGUCGGCGCCGUGGGGGCGGGACUGACCUUCAAGAUCUUCGAGUGGCAGGCGGUUUAUGCUGCGAGGCUGCUGGCCGGUCGCGCUCAAUUGCCGCCUCUCGACGUGAUGCGUAAGUGGGAGUCGGACCGGAUCAAGGCGCGAGGAGACGGGGGCAAGUUCCUGCUCGUCUUCCCCAACUUCGAGGAGUACUUCGAGACGAUCCGCGCAUUGGCAGGAGAACCGAAAAACGGGGUUGGGAGAAAGCUGCCAAAGUUUAGGCGUGAAUGGUUCCGAGCCUUUAUGGAUGGCCACGAGCUAAGGAAAGACAUGUGGCGCCGGCUGAAUGCGGAAGCCCGUGAGAUUGUAGAGGCUAUUGCCGACGUCUUCUUUUACGCCGGCUGUGCCACUCCAGCAGCUGUCAUCGUGCACAGCCUCCAGACGACCAGACGCACGCAGGACUGGCUCAUCUACGUCGCUGUCAUUGCUAUAUUCGGAGGCUAUGGUUCAAAUGGAAUCAUUGGCCGGUUCAGCAAAAUCGAGGAGCGAAUCCAGGAGAGUCGACCUCGAGCGCUUCUUCAAUUGCUCCUCCUUGUUGGCGUCUUCUUCAAUUGCGUCUUCGUCCUGAACGGCACGGCUCGUAUAUCCGGCUGGCUCCCUGCGCCUGAGAAUGAGGACAUCCUCAAAACAACCUUGAUCUCACUCUUCGGAGUUGUUGGUACGACCAUCGCCGCUGUGUUAGGGACUAAUGCAUUGGCCUUUAGAAUUUACAAGAGGAGCAUGAGAACAGCCCCGGCUAAGAAUGAGUAA
Molecule: messenger RNA, 1863 nt
Organism: Clonostachys byssicola
Lineage: Eukaryota; Fungi; Ascomycota; Sordariomycetes; Hypocreales; Bionectriaceae
Source: the annotation of a GenBank genome assembly